UCUCUAUCAAUUUAAUUAAAUAAGUUAAAUUGAUUUUAAUUAAAUAGUUAUUCAGACAGAUAAUUUGUCAAUUAACUUUUGAUAGGCAGCCUAAUAUUUAAAGCAUUGGACUUAUAAAUAAAGUGACCAGGUUUUAUAUGUAUAAUACUUUAAUUGCUCAUCACUGUUUACCUUUUUUUCUUUUAAUUCGUUGUAUUAGAGGAUAAGCCGUUUUACUAUUAUAAGUCCAACGUUUUUAUUUAUCCACUUUUCUGUGGGACAAGGUAUGGUACAUACAACAUCAUAAAUUACGUGAUGAUCUUAUAUUGUAUUACGUUAUAAUGUGGGGCAUUGGUAAGUAAAAAUAAUAAAUACAAUCAAUCAAUAAUUUUAAUAUCGAGUUACGGCAGUAUCUCGCUAUCUACUGAUAUGUGCUGCUAACUGAUGUAUUAAAAAAAAUGUUAGACAAGACAAGAGCCUUUAAAUGGCAUCCACUUGUCCAACUAAAUCGACGACGCAGUUUAAAUACGUCAAAUGCACGUAAACCAAAUUAAUAAGAAGAUAUUAAGUUCUUGCCGAAUUCGGUUUGGUCGACAAUUCAUUGAGACUGCCUAAGGCGUGCUAAUGAGAUCUAAUAAGAUCCAAAUCCAAGAACUUAAUCCUUUCUUAAUAAUUGUAAUGCUGCUGUAACAUUGGUCUUUUAUUAUCAAAUUUGCAUGUGAGACGAACAUUGACCAAACGAGAUCUUUAAGUUUUGUUUCAUUAUUUGUAUUAAAUUGUAGCAGCAUUCUUUUGAUGCAAAUUCAAAAUUGUCCUUCCAUAAUAGCAGGAAUUUGUGAGUAUAAAUGUAUAAUAUAUGCAAGUAUUGAGGCCCUGGAGCAUUCUAGACUAUUGGUGCGUUACCUACAUUAUAUAUUUUCAUAUAUAUUAUAUAUAUUGUUUUCUUUGUGAUGUAUCUGCAUAUCUAAUAAUAUAAAGUCAUAAUUUUCAACGAGGCCAGAACGUUGAAAUACAUUUAGGAAUUUUCACCAUUUUCGUCGGGGGUUGUGUGUGUCUUACAUUACCUAUAAGGAUUAAAUCAUUUGAUUCGAAUGGACCUGGGAGAAUGUCCCAAGAUACACGACUUAGCUCUAAGGGCUGACUUUGAAAAGGCACAGAAGUCCAAGGAUUACUUUUAUGACUUGGAUGCAAUGGAGCAUCUUCAAGCAUUUAUAAGUGAUUGCGAUCGUCGCACGGAGGCUGCGAAACAGAGGCUUGCAGAAACACAGGAGGAACUAACUGCAGAAGUUGCAGCUAAAGCUAACGUUGUUCACGAAUUGGCAGAACAGAUUGGACAAAAAUUGGCCAAAGCUGAACAGUUAGGUGAAGAGGGAUUUGUAGAAGAAAGCAUGAAGCUUAUGGAAGAGGUUGAUGAGUUGAGAAAGAAGAAAUUAGAAGCAGAACAAGAGUAUCGUAACUCAAUGCCUGCAAGCAGUUAUCAACAGCAGAAAUUGCGUGUCUGCGAGGUCUGCUCUGCAUAUUUGGGAAUACAUGACAAUGACAGGCGUUUGGCCGACCAUUUCGGGGGUAAACUGCACUUGGGAUUCAUCAAGAUCCGCGAAAAAUUGGCAGAAUUGGAGAAAACUUCUGACAAACGUAAAGAAGAAAGACGUAAAGCGUUGAGGGAUCGGGAUCGGGAUUACGAUCGUGAAGAUCGAUAUCGUGAAAGGAACAGGGAACAUUACGUGGGGGGUCGAGAAUUAGACAGAAGAUCUAAGAGACAUCGCUCGAGGUCCCGAGACCGUCAUCGCAGUCGUGAGGACAAGGAUAGGGACGAGAGACAUAGCAGCAGCAGAAGUCGUUCUUCGUACAAGUCUAGAUCUCGCAGUAGGGAUCGCGAACGUCGCUCUCAUUCUCGUCACUCGAAUUCCAGUGACAAAAGGAAGGAAAGAGAAAGAGAUUAAAUUGCAAGCUAUUAUUAUAUAUCAUUUUGAAUUUCUUUUCUAAAUCGUAGUGCUGAUUAUUAAGUAAUUUGUGUUAUUGUCAUAAAAAUAGGUAGAGUGUUAUUACAUUACAGAAAUAGUUCUCAAUUAUUAUUGUUAGUAAUAUUGAUUUAAAAUGCUUUUCAUUAUUAUACUAUCUACAACAUAAAUUACUUUUUAAACUAAAGUUCAUUCAAAUUUGUAUUAAUGAUGUGCUUCAUUGUUUAAAUUGCGGAAUUUUGUUAUUUCGUAAAGAAAGUUUAUAGUUAUUUUUUCUUGUUAAUGUCUUUGUUUUAAAUUAAAAUGGUAAUGUAGGAUAUAAUAUUUAAACAAUUCACCUCAUAAAAAAAGCG
Agrilus planipennis (emerald ash borer) is the source of this 2293-nucleotide messenger RNA. RefSeq names its product putative RNA-binding protein Luc7-like 2. The transcript has 6 exons. The record is from RefSeq and is a predicted model, not a curated record. Gene Ontology annotation, cellular component: U1 snRNP; U2-type prespliceosome. Gene Ontology annotation, molecular function: mRNA binding. Gene Ontology annotation, biological process: mRNA splice site recognition. Bases 1071 to 1922 code for a protein of 283 amino acids. NCBI's taxonomy places the organism in Eukaryota, Metazoa, Arthropoda, Insecta, Coleoptera, Buprestidae.